Messenger RNA from Mycena citricolor, 978 nucleotides. NCBI's taxonomy places the organism in Eukaryota, Fungi, Basidiomycota, Agaricomycetes, Agaricales, Mycenaceae. The record is from the annotation of a GenBank genome assembly.
AUGGCAGGAGCUUCAUAUCCCACUUUCACCUUCGACACCACCGCCGAGGAAGUCGCGACAGCGUUCGCGGACGACAUCAAGGGCAAAAACGUCCUCGUCACAGGAACUUCGAUCAACGGACUCGGGUUCGAGACUGCGCGUGUUAUCGCCAGACAUGCGAAUCUGGUCAUCAUAACCGGCUACAAUCGGGAGCGACUGGAGCUUGCGCGAGCUGAACUGGAGAAGGAGAGCCCCAAGGCUGAGAUCCGGCCACUGGUUCUCGACCUCUCGUCGCUCAAGGACGUGCGCCGAGCAGCAGCCGAGGUCAACGCCUACGCCGAGCCCAUCCACGUCCUGAUCAACAAUGCCGCUGCCGCUAUCGGGGGUUUCAAGCUCACUGUGGACGGCUUUGAAAGCCAAAUCGGCACAGAUCACAUCGGCCCGUUCCUCUUCACGUCGCUCAUCGCGCCGAAGAUCCUGGCCGCGCGCACCGCGACGUUCACCCCGCGGGUGGUCUUCGUCUCGAGUCUCGCGCACACGUACCAGGCGGUUAAUCUGGAGACACUGGGCAAACCCGAUCCGGAAUCUUACAACUCGUUGAACGUGUAUUCCGAAGCCAAGACGGCGAACGUGCUCACUGCGGCAGAGAUCUCGCGGCGGUCCAAGGGGCAGAUUAACGGGUACAGUCUGCAUCCCGGAGUGAUCCUCACGAACAUGAACGAGAAGGAAGAAAUCAAAGUCAUACAGAAAGAGCUGGGGAUCCUCCGCCCCGACGGCACGCCCAACCUCGAUAUGAUGAAGUGGAAGACGAUUGCUCAGGGCGCUGCGACCACCGUCACUGCUGCGUUCGAUCCGCGGCUGGACAGCCUCCCAGGUGCUUACCUAGAUGACUCUACUAUCGCGAACGACGAAGUCGCGCCGCACGCGUCUGACCCUGCGAUUGCAGCAAAGUUGUGGGAUGCCACGGAGGCGCUCGUCGGCGUGAACUUCUCAGUCUGA